CGCCCAAACCCCAAACACAAAAAAAACUUGUAUUGGCAAAAUCGGAAUAAAGUAAAAAUAAAGCAGGAUAUUUGAGUGCGCCGACCACAGAGCAGCGUACCGAGAGCCCCAAAUUAAAUUGCGAGCGUUCACAGGACAGGACGAGGAUUCGCAGGCUACACGAUGAGUGUCCUGGCGUAUCCACGUACCAACGACGAGGAGAUUUUCCGUCACUGCACCAAGGACUGCGGCGUGGUGACGGCCACAGAGGACUUCCAAUACUUCGCACUGCGAUGUAUCUUCUGCAGCGAAAAGUUCCUCUAUUUCGACUCCUUCAUUGGCCACAUGCAGACAGUCCAUCUGGGCGAUCAGUCCGUGGCGAAUCCCGCCUCCCGUCUAUCCUUUAGUCUAGGAGAGCCAAUGUCCCUGUCGAGUCGCAACGGGGAUCUGCCUAACUUCCACGAGAUCGAAGACUUAACGGACGCAGACACGGCUCUGCUGGAGCCGCAGAUGGUCAUCAAACAGGAGCUGCAAGAACUGCCAUGCAGCGACGAUGAUGUGGUUGCGAAUGAGGAUGACGACGACGAGCACAGGUUACCCGAUUCUGAUGUCGGCGAGGAUGAAGACGAAGCCAUACUGCCCGAGAACGAUGUUCCAGUAGUCAGUUCCAAGCCACGACCGCGCAAAAAGGUCACGAAGCAGCGCCAUAGGGACAUUUCCAGCGAGGUACUCAUCGCCGGCGACGGUGACUCCUCCAUGGACGACUAUGGUGAUCCAGACAACAGCUACAUGGACGACAACUCCGGCGAGUACAUGGACUACGGCGGUUUCGACGGUGCCAACCACAGCGGCUUCGGUCCAGAAUCCGACUUCCUCAGUUAUGAUGAGAUGGUGGAGGAGUCUUUACUGGGACGCGACCGGGAGGUUACGAUGCAUAUUAAGGACCGCAAGAUGAUCCAGUUCCUCAUCCACUCGUAUCAGCGCAACCCCUUUUUGUGGGACCACGGCAAUGCACAGUUUCGGGAUCGUGUGAAGCGCGCCCGCUUUCUCGACUGGAUUGUGCUAGAGUUCAAGAGUCGCUUCAAUAUCUCACUGGCCAAGGACGCCAUCACCCGUAAGUGGGACAACCUGCGGACGGUGUACAAGCGGGAAUGCAAUCGUAUGGCCCUAGAGAAGACCAAUAUCAGUACGCUGUGGUACUUUAAGGAGCUCCAUUUCCUCAACGAGGUAUACAGUUACAACGAUAAGAUGUCCGAUGCCGUUGUCAAGGAAACCUCCUAUCGACGCCGCUUUUCGGCCAUUUGGAACGACACGUCCACGGCCAAGCUAUUGAGCAUGGUGAAGAGGUAUCAGUGUUUUUACAAUCGCUUUGAUCCUGACUAUCGCAGCAAGGAAAGACGAGGCGAGGGACUCCAUCAGAUGGCCAUUGAACUGCAGCAGCUGAUCGACGUAACCACCAUUCAGAUCUCGAAGCGAAUUUCCCAGCUGCGCUUCGACUACUCCAAGCAGAAGAUGGAGCGCCUCAAUAGCGAGCGUCUGGGAAAGAAAUUCAUAGCGAACUAUAUAUACUACGACCAGAUGCACUUCAUGGACGACGAUAUACCGCCUUUCAAGUGCCCGCAUUGUCCGGAGAUUGUGCAAACACUCAGAGAACUGGACCUCCAUAUGCUCACUCACCAGCCCAGUUUGGGUGGCGGUUAUUUCUGCAAUAUUUGCAGCAUCCAGUUCCACAAUGCGGAGGAGUUUGAUAGCCACAAGCAGUUGCAUUUGGGCGGCGUAACCGAAGUAAAGUUCAAUUGUGAAUUGUGCACGGCCAGCUUCCGGGAGAAGGCUAACUAUGAUGAGCACCUGCGGCGGCAUAACGAGGAGCUGUUCCUUCCCUCACUGGCGCUUAAUCACAGCAUUAUGGACGGUGGUGUUGGGGAUGAGGAAAUCAAAACUGAAGGCGAAGAAUCCCGAGGCAGCGGCACUCGACGAAGAAAAAAAGCUUCCAAGUCAGCUGUUGAUAUUGCCGACGAUGAAGAUCCAAUGGGCGGUGGUGGUGGCAGUGAUAUUGCCAAGCCAUAUGGAUGCGAAGUGUGUCGCCGCAGCUUUGCCACGCCGGGUCACCUAAAUGCGCAUCAAAUUGUUCAUCAGGAUGAGCGGGAGCGGUGCUAUAAAUGCGACUAUCCGCAGUGCAAUAAAUCGUUUGUGGCGCGCAACAGCCUGUUUGAGCACCUGAAACAGCACUAUAGCAACGAGGAGUUCAAGUGCGAUAUCUGUGGCAAGACAUUUAAGUCUACAAAGAACCUGCAGAACCACAAACAAAUCCAUGACAAAAUCAAGCGUUACGUCUGCCAAAUCUGUGGUUCGGCGUUCGCCCAGGCGGCUGGUCUCUAUCUGCACAAACGUCGGCACAAUCGACCCAAUGGAGCCGUCGGAGCUGUUGGGCGUUCGGGUCGUAGUAGUCUGUGAGAUAGGGAUUGGGAGAGGGACAAGGACAAGGACCAUUCCAAGGCCAAAAGCCGCGGUCGGGGGCGCGGUCGUGGCCGUGGGCGUGGUCGCUAUGUCAAAUAGUUUUAAAAGUAACUGAAACUGCAACUGUAACGUCUUUAAAUUGCCAGCAAUCCAGGCAGCUUAGUUAGUUUUUUUUAAUAUUAAUUUUAGGCUCGGCCCUUUUUGCAAUAUGAUUCGGUUCGGAAUUAAAGCCAGUUAACUGAAACUUAAUAGGAUUAAUCAGAAACCUUAAUCGAAGUUUCUCUUCGUUACAAAUAUUCUUAUUUGUACCAUUUAUAUUGCUUGAAUCGUAAAAUUCAAACAGCAGGGUCUCUUGUAUUAUUUUGUUUUAUAUUUUAAUUUGAUUGUGUUUUAUAUUAUAUAAAUCCAAUUUACCUGUAGUCGUACUUAAAAGCAAAAAAGUAUUUAACAACGCCCAUUAAUGCAACUUUAGUUUUAAGCAAAAUGGCAAACACUUCCUUCCACUUCCCAAUGAUUAUUGAGUAAGUUCAAAUAGAAAGAGAUAGAGGCAGGAAGGGGCCAAAAAAGAGAGGGAUAGAUCGGUACUUAUAACAAAUAACAAAUACUUAACAUUUCAGUGCCAAUUUCGAGUUCUUCUACCCCAAACACAACACACAAGGAAACACAAAGAUUGUAAUUAACCAUGUAAGAAUUGUAAACAUUCCUCCUCAUCCCCUCCGUUCCCAAAAUCGAUGUGAGCGAGUCGAUACAUUCCAGAACUAAGUAUUUCAUAAAGUAUUCUAUGUACUAACUAUAUAUUUAUACGAAAGUGAACUAAAAGUGCAGACAACCAUAUAUGCCAUCAAACUGAUAAACCGAACAGAAAACCAAGCCACUUAUGCCGAUAAUUAACAGCAAUAACUAUUUUACUAAGCAUCUAACAAUUAUGUUUAAGCCACUAAAACCGAAAUACACACAUACAUACACAAAAUAUAAUGUACUGCACGGUGAGUGAUGCAGCUUUAAGGCAAUUGCUAUUGCCUUAUGGUUACGAAUCGCACUGUCCGCGAAUGACUGAAUCUGUAAUACAUUUCGAGGCGAAUUAGUUUCUCGAAAAUCGCGCCGCUUCGUCCUGUAAUUGUAACCUUAACCGUAUAUUGUAACCCUAUUUGUAAAUAUAUAACUCGAGCAGGCCGAUUAACUAUUAACAUACAUAUUAGCUAUAGCCAUGGCAAUAUAGCAUACGGAAACGAUCGCCCAGUGUUGGGCGAAGCUUCAUCUAAUCCUAAGUUCAUUUAGCACAAUUUCGCGGACCACACGGAUCUGCCAGCUUACUCAUGCGAAAUAAACCAAAAUCCAAGAUCUUGCUUAUCAACGAUCGUCGCCGAUAGCGGAUUCACUUGGUUUACUUUUUGGAUUUAGUCGAGCAUUCAAACAAAUUGUGAAAUAGUUAACAGAAAACGAGGAGACAAAAUAAGAAACAAAACAAUUAAGAGCCAGAAGGAGAUUAAUAAUCACAAGAAUCGUAACAAAAGUGCGCUUCCAGGAGAAUCAGACGGAAAAACCACAACCUACAAAAAGCAAAGAGAAACUCAUCCGAAACAAAAACGAAAUAUUUAAACAAAGUAGAAUCGUAAUGACUAUUUUAACAAAACAUAAUAAGCGUCUUCUAAAAAUGUAAAUUAAAUAAGAGAAAAAAUGUAAACAAA
Molecule: messenger RNA, 4124 nt
Organism: Drosophila eugracilis
Lineage: Eukaryota; Metazoa; Arthropoda; Insecta; Diptera; Drosophilidae
Product: putative zinc finger protein 840
Exons: 3
Coding region: 163-2433 (756 amino acids)
Biological process (GO): regulation of DNA-templated transcription
Molecular function (GO): DNA-binding transcription factor activity, RNA polymerase II-specific; RNA polymerase II cis-regulatory region sequence-specific DNA binding
Source: RefSeq, a predicted model, not a curated record